Drosophila persimilis is the source of this 5891-nucleotide messenger RNA. RefSeq names its product octopamine receptor beta-3R. The record is from RefSeq and is a predicted model, not a curated record. Bases 956 to 4645 code for a protein of 1229 amino acids. Lineage: Eukaryota; Metazoa; Arthropoda; Insecta; Diptera; Drosophilidae. The transcript is spliced from 10 exons. Gene Ontology annotation, cellular component: membrane. Gene Ontology annotation, biological process: adenylate cyclase-activating adrenergic receptor signaling pathway. Gene Ontology annotation, molecular function: octopamine receptor activity.
GUUGGCUGUGAGGCGGCGUCUUGUACGUGUUCUGUGCGCCGCUCUGCUGGCCAAAAGAAACCAAAACGUGCGGCAAAUUGCGGCCAGUUGGCGGCAGAAACUGCUGCUGGGCGGGGAAAUCAAAAAAGCAAAAGAAGGAAAUUCCAAUUUAACAAAUCGAUUUCGGGGCUUUUUUAUAGUCCAAGGCGGACAGUCGUAUAAAUAGAGCCAGUGACAGGCUAAUGACAAAUUAAAUUGUUUGAACAGCCAGCAGGAAAAGCAGGAAAAGCGGACAAGGAAAAGCGGCCGCGGGCAUUAAAAAAUUACGAAGCGCGCGUGUGAAAACUUUGAGCUGUUAUCGGCCAAAACAACAGCAACAAUAAACUGCGAUAAAAGCAACAAAACAAACGGGAAAAAGUUUCUUUAUUUUUGGUUUUAUUCGAAGAGUCGCCCCCGAAACGCCCAACGUUGCCACACGGCCGCACGGCCACAGGACGACCAUCAAACAGCAGAACGCAAAUCAAGAACGACAAUGACGGCGUCGCGGCUCCCGGGCUCAUCCUGCUGCGUCCUGCCGGCCCUCCAUCAGAUCCGGACGCACCGAGCGUGUUGAGCAAUUUCCCCGGCGACGACUGUUGUGCGCUCGAGCGCUGAAUCGAGGCUCUGCGAGCAACUCAAACAGAGAGACACGUACCGGAAGAGGUGCCCCCGUGAGGAUUGGCCAAUGGAGUGGUGGAGCCCCGUUGUAGCUCCGGUCUCCGGCUCGGAGCGAUGUCGGGCAUGAGGACCAACUUCCCGGUCCCGUGGUUUGCAUUGCAGAUUGCAAUUAUUCGCGUUUUAAAUUACGCGCACAGUUUGUCAAAGAUAAACUUGGCGGCACAGCCACGACGACGGGAGAUCAUUAUGUUCAGAGCAAUGGAAAGGACUUUAAUAAGCAACGUUUUAAUCAGAGUGCCGGGCGUUAAGUGACCGCGAAAUGAGCGACAUGUCAAGGACCAAAGUUUCUGAUUUCCUCAACACCAGCAGCAGCAGCAGCGGCAGCAGCAGCACUGCCAUCAGUCGAACGACAAUGACAUUAGCUGCAACAUCAUCAUCAGCAACAGCAACAGCAACUGCAACGAGCAGGCCCACGAAAUCGAUUGCAACAUUCGUGGCAGGUAGCGCCGUCUUUAAUGCCACGGUCACAACAACGGCCACAGCCUCAAAGAGUAGCGGCAACCUUCUGCUAACAACGGCCACACUAACGGCCUCCACGGGGUCUGCAACAACGACGACGACGAGUUUGCCUACAACAUCGCAAUUUGUAGAUGGCUCGUUGACUUCGCUUUCAUUAAGAGCCACAUCGACAGCCUCAAUAUCAUCGUCGUCGGUUGGAGCUGGAGCUGGGGCUGGCGCUGCAGCUGUCACUGGCACUGGAGCCCUGUGGUCCUCCGAGUCCCCGUUUGAGCUGUUCCCAACAGUUGGGGCAAACAUAACAGCCAAUAUCAGCAGCAUCCUCGAGCAGGGCGAGGGACAGUUGGAGGAGAGCUGGGUGGAUCUAUCGGUGCUGCUGCUCAAAGGAUUCAUCUUCUCGUCAAUUAUCCUGGCCGCAGUCCUCGGCAAUGCCUUGGUUAUCAUCUCCGUACAGCGCAAUCGCAAGCUGAGGGUGAUAACCAAUUACUUUGUGGUGUCGCUGGCCAUGGCGGACAUGUUGGUGGCCCUCUGUGCGAUGACAUUCAACGCGUCCGUGGAGCUGUCCGGCGGCAAGUGGAUGUUCGGGCCGUUCAUGUGCAACGUGUACAACAGCCUCGAUGUUUACUUCUCCACGGCGAGCAUCCUGCACCUCUGCUGCAUCUCCGUCGACAGAUACUAUGCCAUUGUGCGUCCGCUGGAGUAUCCAUUGAACAUGACGCACAAAACGGUCUGCUUUAUGCUGGCCAAUGUCUGGAUACUGCCCGCCCUCAUCUCGUUCACGCCCAUCUUCCUGGGCUGGUACACGACGGAGGAGCAUCUGCGGGAGAUAUCGAUGCACCCGGACCAGUGCUCAUUUGUGGUCAACAAGGCCUAUGCCCUCAUCUCCAGUUCGGUGAGCUUCUGGAUACCCGGCAUCGUGAUGCUGGUGAUGUAUUGGCGCAUCUUCAAGGAGGCUGUGCGGCAGCGCAAGGCCCUCAGCCGCACCAGCUCCAACAUCCUGCUGAACAGCGUGCACAUGGGCCACGCCCAGCAGCCCACCAACCUGAGCUAUCUGCAUCCGAGCGACUGCGAUCUAAAUGUGGCAUCCACGCGCGAGGAGACGCACAGUGCACUGAGCAACUUGGAGGACAUGCUGCAGCCGGCCACGGAUGAGGACGACGACAAGGACGAGUGCGAGUGCGAUGAACUGCGCGUGCCCUCACCCCCGCCGCGGCGCCUCAGCCGCAGCAGCAUCGAUCUGCGUGACCUGGAGCAGGAGCGCUACGAAAAGGUCACCCACACGGACAGCGCCCCCUCGAUGAUGGCCCUGCAGCAGCAGCAGCCCUCGCACAAUCACAACCAGCUGCAGCCGCCAGCGCCUGUGUUCAAUCCACAGAUAUGGACGGAGUCCUUUCCGACCGCAAAGAUUACCCAAGUGGAGGGGCCGGAGACGCAGCCGGACGGAGAGCAGGAGCAGGAGCCAGAGCAGCUGCAGCAUCCGGCGCUACCGCAGCAGCAGCUGAGCCUGACGAGCGGCAGUGGCAACAGCGAGCCGGAGGCGGAGUCCACGGCUUACCGGGUCUUCGGGCUGCACAGCGACGAGAGCGAGAGCAACGACCUCUAUGACACGCACUUGCCGCUGGCCGAGGACAACAAGGAGCUGAAGCGCCUCAUCGAGGACAACUAUCUGUACUUCAAGAAGCAGACGGGCGGCACGGUCAUCAGUGCACCGGGGGGCGGCAAGUACGCCGCCCUCAGCGAGACGGACUUCAUCAGGCUGAAGGCGGGGGCGGCGGCCUGUGGACGGAAGGCGAUUGCCGCCAGCGACUCGGAAUUCCUGCGCACGAUCAGCGAGGCCAGGGCCAGCACGGAGCAGCCGAUGCCCGGCAAGGAGAAGGGCUUCAACUUCCUCUCGCUGCUGGCCAAGACGAAGCGCUCCAGUGCCGAGUGCUUCGCCCUGGAGCGGAAGCGGAACCAGGCCACCUCGGAGGGGUCCAGCUUCUUCCGGCGCGCCCGCAACCGGAAGCUCUCGCACAGCUACAACGGAAGCGCUGGCGGCGGCGGCAAGGAACGCAAACUUGAGCGACGCCAGCGGCAGCACAGCGACACCGACUCGACGCCCAACAAGCCGGACAUCCUGCUGGACAUCAACGUCCUCAGCGAGCAGAGCGGGGCCUGCGUCAUCCAGCAGUUCAGCGAUGGCGUGCAGCUGAUCGACUUCAGCGGCGACACUGACGGACUCGGACUCGGAGUCGGAGUCGGCAUCGGCCUAGGCAUCGGGGGCCCGGGGGACGAGCUGGCCCAGCUGGCUGACUGCUUUGGGGAGUCCCCCAAGCAUCCGGCCACGCCGCCGCCCUCCCUCUCGCCGCCCGAGCUGCCGGAGCAGAGCGGCAUGCUGAUUGCCAACAGCUCGGAGCUGGCCGAGAUCUUCCGCUCGCUCAGCUUUCCGCUGGGCGAACAGGGGCGAUGCGGCGGCUCGAGGUGCCAGGCGACGGCCCCCCAGCGAAUGAGCACGCUGAGCGAUCAGGUGUGCGCCAACUAUCUGAUGUCCCCACCGAACACUCCACCGGCCACCGCGGGCACGUCCGCCUCCAAUGGCAACGCCAUGGGCUCCUCCAACUCGCAGUCGGCGUCCAUCAAUGUGUACUUCCUGUCGCCGCCGCCGCCGCCGCAUGCGGCCGGACAAGGCUACUCGCCAAGCGACACCUCCACGGUAUCGCUGGAUGUGGUCACCACGCUGCCGCCAGAAAUAAUCCUCGACUCGACGCUAUCCCCCGGGGAGGGCGGAUGCGACGGCCUGGGCGGCGAGCCCAGGGAUGUCACGUCCCCGCUGUUCAAGCGCAAAGAUAGCUCCGGAGAUGCGGAUGUGAGCGUUUCCGGCGGCCGUCAACGCUGCAGCAUCCUGGCCGGCUACGAUGGCCUGCAGACCGUGAGGAAGCGACAGGCCUCUGUGGUGACCUAUGACGUCAAUGUCAUUAAUUUCUCGCAGGAUAACAGCGACAGUCGCAGCUACAUUCCCAUGGGUCGCGUCUCUACCAGUUCUGCAAAGCACGAAUUUUCCAAUAAAUCCUCGCUCAUCCGACGCGGUGGCAUCUGCAUCUUUGUGGAUGAGGAGGAGGCCGAGAUCAGCGAACAGAAGCCGCGCGGCAUCAAGUUUGCCCCGGUGUCCAGCCCGCUGCCCAAGUGUCCGCUCUGCGGCUCUGUGCGGCCGGCAAAGGGAUGGAAGGCCGAGCACAAGGCCGCACGAACUUUGGGCAUCAUCAUGGGCGUCUUUCUGCUCUGCUGGCUGCCCUUCUUUCUAUGGUAUGUCAUCACCUCGCUCUGCGGCCCGGCCUGCCCCUGUCCCGAUGUGGUUGUGGUGGUGCUCUUCUGGAUCGGUUACUUCAACUCGACGCUGAAUCCGCUUAUCUACGCCUACUUUAAUCGGGAUUUCCGUGAGGCAUUUCGCAAUACGCUGGAGUGUGUGCUACCGUGUCUGGAGAAGCGAAAUCCCUACAAUGCGUACUACGUCUAGACCGGAUAUACAACCCCCCAACCCCCAACCAAACCCCAACCCCAAACCCAAACACCCCAAUUCAAUAUUGAACAAUGCCCCUGUAAGUGAUAUUUAAUACUUGAGAAACUCGUAAUACCAAAAAAAAAAAAGUAAGCAUGGAAAAACCAAGUGGAAAACAAAAGGCGUUCGUGCAAGCAUCUCUAGCUAGUAAAAUCCUUCGAGCUAAGCAAUACUCAAUGUGUGUUUCCGUAUACGUGUAGUUUUUCAUUUAAGCAACGAUAGGGAAUUAAAUAAAAUUUAUGUUCUGUGCGCCCCAUUGGUGCGACCACUCGGACGUACUGGGAGAGCGCCGCUGCCCCAGAACUACACUAAACAUACUUACAUAGUACAUAUAUAAGUGUUGUUGUCUCAAGAACAAGAUAUACGUAAACAUAUAUACAGAUACAUGCUAUAUACCAUACAAUAUACAUACAUAUACUAUAUAGGAAAGCCAAGCAAUUGGAAAACAAUCAAUGGCUUAUACAUAUGCGAAAAACUUCAGAGUUCAAGUAAAUACGAGUAUAUUUAAGAAGCAACGAUUGUCUCUUCGGCGUUUCGAAGGGUUUAUACUUUUUUCGGGAAAUGUUUAGGUCACUGUCCUUCUGUUAUUUCGAAAAAAUCUCUCUUUACUAGCACUCAAAUCUUCUAUAUGCAGUCCCGUCCAAGUCCCCAAGAAAUGAAUAAGAGCAAAACACCCCUUACAAUCCGAUCAAAAUUUCCAAGAAAGAGUGUAAACCUACAAUAAAACCCCAUAAGCAUUAAGUAUCAUAUAUGUAUGUAUAAUCUAGUGUUCUACAAGCAAACCAACAUACUUGAAUUAAAACGAAAUUGAGAAUUAUCUUAUCAUUAAUUAUGCAAUUGAAAUGAAGUAAAAACAAAAACAAAAAAAAGGAUAAUGUAAAGAAAACGUGUACGAUGCGAAGCUCUGAAUUUUCAAGCCGAAUGACAAUCUACCAAAAAGUAAACCACAAAAAAUGAGAAUUGAAAAUUCAAAAUUGACAAGCUGUAGAAAAUGUCGCUAUUCGCUGCAAAAUCGAUUUAGUUGUAGUUACUUUUACAUGUUUUUCAAUUUGGUUGCCGGGAAUCCCCUCUCUUGAGUUGAGAAGACUUUUGUGAUAGCAAAGGAAAUUGAUUGUAUUUCUAGUUGAAUUGUUUUACGUUCGUUGCGUCUAAGGCAAAGCAUCCCGUACAUAACGAGUACCCUAACGAGUAUCUACAUAUGUAC